CAAAACUCAUUCAAAACCCUAACGAUGGCUCCAAUUCUCUCAAAAAUCGCCAUUGUCGGUGCUGGAGUUAGUGGUAUUGCUGCUGCGAAGCAGUUGGCUCACCAUGAGCCAAUCGUGUUUGAGGCUUCCGAUUACAUUGGUGGUGUUUGGAAGCAUUGUUCAUAUGAUUCUACAAAACUUCAAUCGUUUCGUUCGGAUUAUGAAUUUGCUGAUUUUCCCUGGCCAAAUAGAGAUAGAGUUGAUUUUCCUUCUCAUCUCGAAAUUUUGGAGUAUUUGAAUUCCUAUGCUCGUCAUUUUGAUCUUCGUCGCUUCAUUCAAUUCAAUUCGAAGGUUGUUGGUGUUCGAUUCAUCGGCAAUGGAAACUCUGGCAAGUUUGGACCAUUGCUUUCCGGUCGACCAGCUUGGGAGAUUUCUGUUAUGGAUACUCUGUCUGAAACCAUUCAGUUGUAUGAAGUGGAGAUGGUGGUGAUGUGCAUCGGAAAGUAUGGUGAUAUCCCAAAGCUACCGGAGUUCCCGAGCGGCAAAGGGCCAGAGAUAUUCGCGGGGAAGGUGAUGCAUUCUCUAGAUUAUUGCAAACUUGGGAAGGAAGAAACAAAUGAGUUGCUUAAGGGUAAGAGAGUUGCAAUCAUCGGCUACAAGAAAUCAGCCAUUGAUUUGGCCGUUGAAUGUGCCCAAGCAAAUCAAGGUGAAGAAGGAAAGGGAUGUACAAUGGUGGUGAGAGGGUUACACUGGACAGUGCCUCACUAUUGGGUUUGGGGUUUGCCAUUCUUCUUCUUCUUCUCCACGAGAUCUUCUCAAUUCCUCCAUGAAAGACCUAACCAGACCUUCCUUAAGACUCUUAUUGGCCUCUUCUUAUCUCCCAUGAGACAUGGAGUUUCGAAAUUUAUAGAAUCAUAUCUGACGUGGAAAAUGCCAUUGGAAAAGUAUGGGUUAAAGCCAGAUCAUCCAUUUCUGGAGGACUAUGCGUCCUGCCAGAUGGCAAUUAUGCCGGAGAACUUUUUCCGGCAAGCCGACGAGGGUAAGAUCGUCAUAAAAAGGGCGUCCAAGUGGUGGUUUUGGAAUGGGGGGAUUGAGUUCGACGACGGCUCUAGAUCGGAGUUCGACGUCGUUAUUAUGGCCACCGGCUUCGACGGCAAGAAAAAGCUGACCGACAUUUUCCCUCAGCCCUUCCGUACAUUUCUCCAGUACCCUUCCGGCAUGAUACCCUUGUACCGAGGUACGAUCAAUCCAAUGAUACCAAACAUGGCAUUCGUGGGGUACCUAGAGAGCGUAGCGAACCUCCACACGUCGGAGCUUCGGAGCAUAUGGCUGGCCCGACUGGUGGACGAGAAAUUCAAGCUACCGGAGACACAAAAAAUGGUGGAACAGAUAAAUAAAGAGAUGGAAGUGAUGAAGAGAAGCACAAGGUUCUACAAAAGGCAUUGCAUUUCAACUUAUAGUAUCAAUCAUAGUGACCAAAUUUGUGAGGAAAUGGGUUGGAACCCAUGGAGGAAGAACUCUUGGUUUUCUGAAGCUUUCUCUCCUUAUGGAAGUCAAGACUACAACAACAUCAACAAUGCCAACAACAAAAUAAAUUAAACCUAUCUAUCAUAUUGUUUUAACACUAAAUAUAUAUAUAUAUAUAUCUUUAUGCAAUAUGUUUAAUUUUACUCCUUGAUGUUUUGGUUUUUUAAAAGGGUCAUACACAAAUAUGUCCAACAAUUAUGACAUUAAUGUAUCAAUUAUUGUUGCUUAGGAAUAUAAUAAUAAAAAUA
Messenger RNA from Cucumis sativus (cucumber), 1754 nucleotides. Its product is annotated as probable flavin-containing monooxygenase 1. The transcript has 5 exons. The record is from RefSeq and is a predicted model, not a curated record. Bases 25 to 1578 code for a protein of 517 amino acids. Lineage: Eukaryota; Viridiplantae; Streptophyta; Magnoliopsida; Cucurbitales; Cucurbitaceae. Gene Ontology annotation, molecular function: flavin adenine dinucleotide binding; NADP binding; N,N-dimethylaniline monooxygenase activity.